Molecule: messenger RNA, 1418 nt
Organism: Daucus carota subsp. sativus
Lineage: Eukaryota; Viridiplantae; Streptophyta; Magnoliopsida; Apiales; Apiaceae
Exons: 5
Coding region: 842-1243 (133 amino acids)
Source: RefSeq, a predicted model, not a curated record
GGUGCUUACUGCUUAGGAAUCAACAAUUAAUUAUUAAGAAUUUUUAAUUCUUGAGCAGGCAGUCAUUAUACAUGUUUCUCAUUUUUAUUCAUUCAUAGUAAUUUUGUUCGGAAUAAGAUUAAAUUCCUAUACGUUUUAUAUUGCCAGCAUCAAUAGAAUCUGACACGACACUGUCAUAAGGGAGUUUUAUUGUUCUUAGACCUUGGUUUUUUUCCAAACAUUCUUGUAGUAUUUAUUAGUUCAGCAACAUUCAGUCCACUUUAUGAAAUGCUCACUACAUUCGAAUAUGGUAAGUUCUUAUUAUAAAAUUGAUCAUAUGGUAAGUUCUUUUUGUAAAACUAAUCAUAUUUAUUUCGAUACCUAAACGAGGCUCCUUCCAUUUUCUAGGUACCCCAAACCUUUUUUUUAAACAAACUGCGUAUUUUGAAUUUUUUUGGAAGGUCCAGAGAACCCUAAAUAUUAAGUGUGGCAAACAUAGAUUGGUGGCAAUUGUGAUAGAUAUGAGAGGGUCAUUGCCCCCAAUUAAGGGGAAAGACAAAAGCAGGUUAUAAAUUCGUCCCAUAGAGAGACUGGUGAAAGAAUAGUGAAGGGAGAUUUUAAGGGAAAUCUGUAAAACAAAUCUUCACCGUCUUCGGUCCCAGAUGAGGCUAAUCUUCGCCCCUAGAAGAGGCUAAGACAGUAAGGGGAAAAAAACUGCCCUUUCUAGGAAGCAAAGAGGAACUGAUGCCUCUCGAGGAGGCUCUGAGCAUCACCAAGUUGAGCACAAGAAAGUCAAGCAUAAGAGAGUCGAUCGCGGCCAUAUCUCUCAGUAAAGUUUCUAAUUUAUAACUUGUUCGAUAUCAUGAAGCGAAUAAAACUUAGACAUGCAAAGAUGGCUUUGGAAUUUUAUAAGAAGAGACAGGAUGCUGAGUUUGAAGUUUUAGAAGUCCUGAAUUUUACUAGUUCGGAAUUACAACACCCCGAAUCCAAGUGGGGUCGAUCAUGGAGUCAUGUCAACUUCAUUGCUAAACCAAAGAACACUGACUGCAACGUCUCUCCAAAACACUUCUUUGGUGAAUUCUAUAAAGAUGAUGAUUCAGGGAAAUUCCAUGUCACCUACUGUUCUACAUUUGAGCCCAGUGAUGAUCCUGGAUUCAACCAUGGUUGCAUAUUUUGCCCACCCAGUGAGAAAUUUCAUCCUUCCAAUGGAGAUUUUGUUGCUCGUCCGCCAUGGUAUAAGAGGAGUGGUAUAAGACGAGGAUAAUAUAUGGUUAGUUUAAGUAGGCACUGGUAUCUAUAUAUAUAAUAUAGGCUGGAACAAGUUUGGAGUUUUUGGUUGAAACUGACAGUUGAAAGAAAACUUAAUUUAUGUAUUGGAUUUUACAAUAUAUAUUUAUCUGUUUAAAUACUAAUAUGGUGAAGUAUAAGUUUUUGAUGCA